Messenger RNA from Erigeron canadensis, 537 nucleotides. RefSeq lists its product as uncharacterized. Bases 1 to 537 code for a protein of 178 amino acids. NCBI's taxonomy places the organism in Eukaryota, Viridiplantae, Streptophyta, Magnoliopsida, Asterales, Asteraceae. The record is from RefSeq and is a predicted model, not a curated record. The transcript is spliced from 3 exons.
AUGGUCAAAUUAAGUGCUACUAAUGUUUCUACGCCGGUUGAUAGUGAAGAGGAAAAUGAUCAAGUUGAUGAGGAGAUUGUAGUGGAGCCGAACCCAGCCGUGAUUCCACCGGCCGUUCCAUCUACAUCUAAUCCACCGGUUGCUAAACCGGCAUUUGUUGAACCUGAAGUCAAGGCUUACAAGCCUAAGAUUCCUUUUCCUCAACGAUUGAGGAAGGGUAAGCUCAAGGAACAAUAUGGGAUGCCGAAUUAUGCAAAGUUCAUUAAAGAUCUUGUGACGGAUAAGAGGAAGCUAGAGGAAGCUAAGGCUACUUUCCCCAAUGCGGAGUGCUCGGCGAUUGUGCAAAAUCAGAUUCCACCUAAGCUUGAAGAUCCAGGGAGUUUUCUGAUUACUUGUUCCCUUGAUGUUAAACUUACUUGUGAUGCUUUAGCCGAUAUUGGUGCUAGUAUAAAUUUGAUGCCAUUUUCAGUUUAUAGAAGAUUGUCUUUAGCAGCAUUAAAGCCAACUCAGAUGAGCAUUAGGCUCGCCGAUCAUUAA